Molecule: messenger RNA, 1562 nt
Organism: Sphaerulina musiva SO2202
Lineage: Eukaryota; Fungi; Ascomycota; Dothideomycetes; Mycosphaerellales; Mycosphaerellaceae
Exons: 3
Coding region: 41-1069 (342 amino acids)
Biological process (GO): regulation of DNA-templated transcription
Molecular function (GO): DNA-binding transcription factor activity, RNA polymerase II-specific; zinc ion binding
Source: RefSeq, a predicted model, not a curated record
GCGUACUACAACAGCAGCUUCCUUCUCCCUUACUAAUUACAUGGAACUUGAAGGCCAACUCGGCUGUGCACCGAGAAAUAGCGUACAGCACCAUGGACUCCCUUACUAUCCACCGUAUUGCCAGCAGCAUCUACAGUGCAUGCAGCCAACAGCAAUGAGUCAGCACCAUCAGUAUCCAGGCCCGCCACCCGGACAGCCGAUAUACGGCGCACCGCCAAACCACGAACAAGCGACAGGCCCCAUACUUAGGCCUCAGCGAAAGCGAACGCGCGCGACCCAAGCUUGCGAAGAAUGCAGAGUACGGAAACAGAAAUGUGACGAAGGCUCUCCGUGCUCGUUCUGUAACGCGAACAGCCUAUCGUGUCACUAUCGCGACACGCCGCCUACCAAGAUCGACAAGAUUAUGGAAAAGCUCCUGAGUUAUAUGCAGUCCCACUCGCAACAUCUUGAAGCAUUGACUGUGAAGAUCGACAGUCUUGAAGAACGCCUGCGUCCCGGCAAACAAAACAGUCGACACUCUGAACAGCAGCGGAACUAUGUGAAUCAUCCAGGAGGUGCUGAAGCCGAGAAGAAAAAAAUCACCGAAGACAUUCCUCGGCGGCUCCGAGAACCUGAACGGGACGGUCAUCGGACUGCGCCGCAUAAGUUGCUUCUACUUUGGCCGAACGUCCAUUCGCUCUUGCGAACCGCGGGUGUGGAACAUCAUCAAGACGAUGUGAAGGAGGCUGAGGACCGCGACCUCCUUCGAUCAUGGACUCGAGGCGAAGGCGGCAUUGACGAGCACGACGGCACGGAACCUGGCGGCCCAGCCAGUCCAGCUCGUGGAGACGAGAGCAGCGAGGCUGGACAUACCGGAAGUCCGCGUGCUAGCGGCCUCUGGGGUGUCGGAUGCCCAUCCAUACCGUACAGCGACUUUCGACAGUCAGAACCCUACGGCACUGGUGGACUCUGCGCAAAUAACGAAGUCAAUCUGGAUAUCAACACUAUCAACCAUCUGUAUUGCAGCUACUGUGGUGGCGAGAUAACCGUACUAUGCCGCAAAUCUCCCUUGGAGAGAUGGAAUCCCUGAAUGGAAUACACUCAAUUCAGUACUAGAAACCCGGAAUCUACUUCUGAUAUUAUUACACCUUUUAAUAUACUAUUGGUUUUAUAUCGCUACUGUCAACGAUACCAAGUCUUUGUACGAGACUUCCAGUGGAGAGUAUCGUACGAAAAAUGAGCAUAGGUGGCUUUUAGCGCGGUCAUGGAAUACAAUGAACUUGUAGCCAAUGAAUAUUUAAAAAAGAGCCGCCUGGCACAGGUCAAUCGAUCACAACUUGCUUCCAUACCAUUUCCUGAGAAAGGUAGACAGCGACCACACUUAGCCUACACACACUCAGCCAGGAAUCCGACUUACGCUCAACCUCAAAGAUGGCCGCGAAUCUCCAAACCAUCAAAAGCGCGAGAUGAUGUUGUCAUGGUGGAUAUGGAUGAGGUGGAACUGGUCACAUGGUGGUCGGCAAGGUGCCAGUUUCUCGCGACUUAGGCGCUCAAUGGAUAUACAUGGUGUAGCUAUCAUAUCC